This is a messenger RNA of Vigna unguiculata (cowpea), 1289 nucleotides long. RefSeq names its product transcription factor bHLH18-like. Gene Ontology annotation, molecular function: protein dimerization activity. The record is from RefSeq and is a predicted model, not a curated record. Lineage: Eukaryota; Viridiplantae; Streptophyta; Magnoliopsida; Fabales; Fabaceae.
CCAUGUUCUUCCGUGUGUACCUUAAAAGACUGAAACCUUGGACUCAGUUCUUCCACUUUUCUUUCAAUGGAAGACGCGUGGGAAACUUGGAUUUCUUCUUUGGAAAUGGCUGAAGAAGACAAAUCCACUGCUCAAGAUAACGUCCUCUCUGGGAUUUUCCUUGAACCACUAGAUUUCUCAUUUCACAACUCUUCUACCACCACCAUGCUCUCAUACGAUGAUAACAACGAUGAUAACAGUAACAGUAACAAUGUUUUUUCCAUGGGAAGUAGUUGCUAUGGAGAUGCAAGCUUUGAUGAGAGGCAUGGGAAAAUGCUCAAGAGUAAUAGCUCAAGCUCCAUCAUUUCUCAUGAUGUUGCAAACAACAAUGCUUCUUCUUCUUCAGCAGCACCAUCCUCAUCCACCUUCAUCUUGUCCUUUGAAAACUCAACCAUGGAACCUUCUCAUCAUUAUUAUAAUAGACCUAAUGAUCAUGGUGGUUGCCCUAGUUAUGCCCUAUGUUCUUCACUUUUGAGCUCAGAGAAUGACCAUGUCUUGAGCACCCCAAAGCCCAAACAAGGUGCCAAGAAGUAUAGAAGCUCAUCUGAGAUUCAAGAUCACAUCAUGGCUGAGAGAAAAAGAAGACAGGAACUCACUGAAAGGUUCAUAGCACUUUCUGCCACCAUACCUGGAUUGAAGAAGACAGACAAGGCCUAUGUACUAAGGGAAGCAAUGAUAUACAUGAAACAACUUAAAGAGAGAGUGGUUGAGCUAGAAAACCAGAACAAGAGGAAGAGAACAGAUUCAAGAAUAUUGAUAAAGAAAUAUUAUUCCCAAGUGUGCUCAAGAGAAGAACAAGAACAAACCAAGUCUCAUAGAUCAACUCCUCCACUUCCUCAAGUUGAAGCAAGAGUGUUGGAAAAAGAGGUUCUCAUUGGAAUCCACUGCCACAAACAAAAGGACAUUGUGCUCAAAAUCAUGGCUUUGCUCCAAAAUCAUCAUCUUUCUCUUGCUAGCAGCAGUGUGUUGCCCUUUGGAACUUCCACUCUUAAAGUCACAAUCGUUGCUCAGAUGGACGAAAAAUACUGCAUGACAGUGAAUAAUCUUGUAAAAAGCCUGAGACAAGCUCUUUUAAAAAUCACAUGACAUUAAUGUUCCUAAGAGUGUCAAAUAUAUUAAAGUAUUUAUGAGUGUGAGGUUUGCAGAAAUUUUAGUUUUGGCUUCUUAAAUUUCAAUAAGAGAAAAUUAUGAGAAUUUAUGCUUGAUGAUGAUGAUGUAUUGAGGUAUAUGCAGAGGUAUUAUUAAGUAAA